AAUUUACUCAUCCCACAAGGAGAAAAAAAAGGCACCCUUUGUGAGAGCCUCUUCUGCCUCCUCGCGUCUCUCUCCAUUCCGCUGCCGCCAUCCAGAUUCACCAUCACUAGCAGCAGUAGAGCACAAAUCCAAUGCAUCCACCAUCCAAUCAACCACCGAAUCCAAGCUGACGAUCGAUUUCAGCGGCGCGGCGGAAGGAGAAUCGAGGAGGAGUCGGAUCGAGCUGGCUGCGCGGCGGAGGCGGCGCUUCCCGUCCCUUCCAGAUCGACGGCCGCAGGCGGGGGCUGGGGAGCGGAGCGCCGGAGGAGCCGCGACCUCGAAACAGGAGGCAGCCGCCCGGGGUGCAUAUCUCUCGAUUGGUCCUAGCUAGGGUUUCAGUCAGUCGGCCGGGACCAUGGAGUCGCCGCCGCCCAAGCGCGACGUCGGCCACGGCGGCGAGGACGGAAUCAGCGCGCUCCCCGACCCCCUCCUACUCGACAUCCUCGAGCGCCUCGACCUGCGCGAGGCGGUCCGCGCCGGCGCGCUCUCCACGCGCUGGCGGCACCUCCCCGGCCACCUCUCGCGCGUGCGCCUCGACGUCGCUCACUUCCGCGGCGCCACGCCGCUCGAGGUCAUGGACGCGUUCACGGGCGCGGCGCGGGCCUUGCUGACUCGGGUGCCUCCCGCCGAGGGUGGUCCCCUCAAGGUGCUCGUCCUGAGCUUCUACACGUCUUCCCCUCACCUGAGCUCCAUAGGCCGCCUCAUCGAGGACAUUGUGAGCUUGGGCCACACCCAAUGCCUUGAGUUUUGCAUAUCCCCGCCGGGCACUAACCCGCUGGGCAGCAACAUUGAGAUUGGGCAGGAGUUCAUGGCCUUCUCCCGCGCCUACCCAGUUGCCUUCUCGUGGCUCACGACGCUUACGCUCGAAUAUCAUGCUUUUGGAAAUUCCGACAUCACUGACCUCAUUACCACUUGCGGUAGGCUCAGGCACCUCAGCUUGAGAUUCUGCAGACUGCUUGAUCUGCACUCCACGCUCAGGAUUGAUGUGCCGUGCUCUGAGCUCCAGGAGCUUGAGUUCAUCGGCCUUUUGUGCACACGGAUCGAGCUCGUCUCUGUCCCCAAGCUUGGACAGGUGGAGUGCAAAUGUUGGCUCUUCAAUAACCCUCCAGUGCGCUUUGGCUACGUUCCUGAGCUUCGCGGUUUAGUACUCGCUUCUAAAGCCAAGGCAUGGCAAGAGCCAUUCGCGCUGAGCGAAUGCCUGUCAACGAGUGCUGGUGCUAGGAACCUGUCAACACUGACUCUCUGUUUUGGAUACCAAAUGAUUUGGAUUCAGCCAGAACCUCCGAAGCAGCAAAUUGCUAUAUUCAGAAACCUGACCUCUGUGCGUCUUUUCGGUAUCUUCUGUGAGUGUGAUCUGAGCUGGACUCUGUUUAUCCUUGAGGCUGCACCUGCCCUACAUGAUUUGGCAUUGUCUCGACAUUCAUGUGUCAAGACGCCCGAGAACAGCGCCGAGAAGACCAACGUGGUGUGGGAGCCAUCCAAGGAUUUGAAGCACCCGAACUUGAAGGUGCUGCAGAUCUUCGGGUGCGGGGAUGAAGACAAGGUGACAAACUAUAUAAGGCUUGUCAUGGAACGAGCUGUGGGGCUUUUGAUAAUUCGGUUGUAUGGUGAAAACCCAUGCACAUACUGCGAUGCCGGCAACCUUGAAAGAUCCCAGGCGGAAAAGGCUGGCAGGCGUCGUAUUAAGGAGCAACUCACACAUGGAUCAUCCUCAUCUGUGGAGGUAAUUAUCUGUUGACGGAUAUGGUCAGGGAAUGCUAGAGGUCUCGUAAUGCUCGCAGGCUUGCAGCAGCUUGAGCAAUGACUGCAAGAGGCGCAGCCAGUUGUAAUUCUAAUUUCUAGUUAUUGGUAACCUGAGAAUACUUGCUCGGUGUGGACCUCGCAAUUCUAAUUUCUGGUUAUUGGUGGCCUGGGAACACUUGAUCGCACUGUGGCUAACUUAAAAUGUGUGUACUUGAAUC
Triticum urartu is the source of this 2000-nucleotide messenger RNA. Its product is annotated as F-box/FBD/LRR-repeat protein At5g22660. The record is from RefSeq and is a predicted model, not a curated record. Lineage: Eukaryota; Viridiplantae; Streptophyta; Magnoliopsida; Poales; Poaceae. Gene Ontology annotation, molecular function: protein binding.